UACUAAAGAUGGAGUCAUGGCUUCUACCUUUUGUGAAGACUGCUCCCGACUGCUCAAAGAAUUUGUUGUUCAUCUGAGGAACUUCUGCAGAGAAUUUUGGCAGGAAAUAAGAGACAUUUUCAGGGAGCUGUCUCAGUGCACGUGCUUCAGGACUACACCUGAGAGGAGUUUCCUGAGGAGGACGACUCAAGAGCUGUCCUCUUUACACCUGCUGUAUGAUGAUGAAACUCAACUACUUAAUCAAGAAAGUCUGCAAACACUGAGCAGACUUGCAGCCUCAGAGAACACUGAUCUUCAAAUGACUGCUUCCUUGUAUUAUUUACAUCUCAGUCAUCACUUGAAAUCCCCUCUACCAGAUGCCUUCAUGGAGCCAGUAAUGGCCUUACUUCUAUCAGCAGACCUAGAUGUGCAGAAGACUAUCUCACUCUCGUUGGUCAAUCUGUUAGUCAAGGACAAUGUAUGCAAAGAGUUGGUGAUUGAAAUGGGGAUGCUGGUGCCCAUACUGGAGUUGUUCCAGUCUGGUGAUGCUGCUGCUCAGUGUCACUCAUGUGCCUGCGUCGCCAUGUUGGCCUCCUCAGAAUCAAACAGAGAGGCCAUCAUGGCGGAUGGAAUCAUACCGCUGUUGGCUUUAGCAAAAUCCUAUGACCCACAGGUGCAACAGAACGCCACUUGGGCUCUGUUACAUCUCACACAGUCAGAUUGGUCAACAAGGAUCUUAUGUCAGGCAGGAGCCAUUCCUGUCCUGGUACUCCUGCUGCAGUCCUCAGAUUCAGAGGUUCAGUUUCACAGCUGCACUUCUCUGUGCAACAUCGCUGCCGUCCAGGAGCAUCAUCCAAAGUUGCUCAACAUCGGGGGUCAUUUUUUGUUAAAGUCACUUCUGACUCUUGUGUCUUCUCCUGUGCAAAAGAAUUCAGCCCAAGCAUGUAGAUGCCUUAAAAUGCUCUCAAAGAACGUUCUGAUCCAGGAGCAGCUGGUGGAGCUCGACUGUGUGUUGCCUCUGAAGGCGCUGCUAAAAACGUCGUCUCCUGUGUGGACAGAGUCAGCCAUAACACUCCUGUCUACACUGUCUGCACACCCACCAAACAAUGAUGUCCUGGUGAGUGAAGGUCUGUUGGAUGACGUCGGUCAGCUGCUUCAUCAUCACACAUCCAGCUCUGUUAUAGUCACACACAGCUGCAAGAUAAUCACUGACCUGUGUAGCUCCAGUCUGGGUCAGCAGGCUGUGAUGGAAAGUCUGUGUUUAUCGGGACUCCUAGGGGCUCUUCUGUCUCGGUCUCUGUCAGAUGACACCUUGCUGCAUGUGACAUCGUGUUUACAUCACCUGGUGAGCUGGGAUCCACUUAAGUCUAAACUGUCUGUGACAAUAACAUCAGAGCAAGUUUCAAGACUUGUGAGGCUGUCGGGACAAAUGCAAACUCCUCAGCUGACAUACAACAGUGCUGCUAUCAUCAGCAAACUAGAAAUGACUGGAGAAAUGGCCCAGUUGCUGAGACCUCACUACAUUACCAUGUCCGAGUACCUGUUGGUGUUUCUCACAAAGAAAGAUGUGAAAUUCCAGCAGCUUGGCAUAGUUACAGUAUUCAACCUCAAGAAAGAUGGAGAGUUUUCCUCUCUGCUGGCUAACAGUGAGCUGGAGGCUCAGCUCUGGAAGGUGCAUGCACAAACAGAGGAAACCAGACGGCUGCUGGAAAUGAUUCAGCCCCUUUCUCCAUCUUCUGUUCACCCUUGACUUUUUCAGCA
Epinephelus moara (kelp grouper) is the source of this 1740-nucleotide messenger RNA. It is a transcript of the gene ankar, whose product is annotated as ankyrin and armadillo repeat containing. The transcript is spliced from 13 exons. The record is from RefSeq and is a predicted model, not a curated record. Bases 17 to 1729 code for a protein of 570 amino acids. NCBI's taxonomy places the organism in Eukaryota, Metazoa, Chordata, Actinopteri, Perciformes, Serranidae. Gene Ontology annotation, biological process: nucleus-vacuole junction assembly. Gene Ontology annotation, molecular function: protein binding; protein-membrane adaptor activity.